UAUAAUAAAAGCAAUUUUGAAAAGAAUCGACUUUAAAAUGAGGCCUAAAAUGUUUUUUUACAAAAUACUAAGAAUAGAUUAAAAAAAAAAAGUUAAAAAUAAAAAUUUCCUACCAAAUUUUUUGAUAAAAAACAAUGUGGAAUUGUACACACAUAAAUACAAACGAUAACGAUAUAACGAAUGGAUCAAUUUUUUGGUAUUUGGAAACGUAAUCGAGAGGGGAGCAGCCAUGAUAAUACGCGCAUAAUGAUCGCACAUACCUUUCUCUUAGCCUUUAUAAUUUUAUGUGCCUAUGGUCUGGUUUUUGUAGUCUCAUGUUAUGUCUUCCCAAAAGAAUUAUCAGAUCCAUGCCAUGGAAAAGUUUGUUCACAUGGUGCUCAAUGUACCAUAUCAUCAGAUGGCCAAAAUGCUACAUGCGAAUGUCCAGAAAGUUGUCCACAUGACAUUUCACGACCCGUUUGUGGUACAAAUGGACAUGAUUACAGAGAUACCUGUGAGCUACUUAAACAUGCAUGUGAAACAAAUUCUAAUUUCACUGUACAAUUUGAAGGAAUGUGCGAUCCUUGCGCCGAUAUGGAAUGUGCUGAACCCGAAGUAUGCCAAUUGGAUGAUCAACGUAAUCCCGUAUGCAAAUGUGGUGAAAUAUGCCCAAUGGAAUUUAUUCCGAUUUGUGGAUCAGAUGGUAAAACUUAUUCAAAUGAAUGCACUCUACGUCAAGAAGGAUGUCGGAGUCGACGUAACAUCAGAAUCGUUUAUCGUGGAAAAUGUAAUUCAGGUGUGAAUCCAUGUUUGGGUGUACAAUGUGCGUAUGGCGAAGAAUGUAUCAUCAAUAAAUAUGGAAUCGCUCAAUGCGAAUGUCCGCCAGAAUGUGAGCCAAUUAUGCGACCAGUAUGCUCAACCGAUAAACGUACAUUUCCAUCGAUGUGCGAAUUAAAACGUGAAGCUUGCAAUACUCGUACAAAAAUUGAAGUUGCCUACACUGGCGUCUGCGAUAAAAUUGGGCCAUGUAGUGAUCAUCAGUGUCAAUGGGGUGGUCAAUGUGUAGAAAUAAAUGGUAUCGCUCAAUGCGAGUGUCCUAUAUGCUCGACAGAAUUCCAACCAGUUUGUGGAUCGGAUAGUAAUUCAUACACAAACGAAUGCGAAUUACGUCAUGAAGCAUGCGUGCAUCGACGAACGAUUCGAGUACUGUACGAUGGUCCUUGCAAUGGAUGUAAGAAUAAGAAAUGUGAUUUUUAUUCAACUUGCGAACAUAAUGGAAUCAGCGAAGCGAAAUGUGUCUGUCCAAAUGAUUGCGCCACAAAGGAUACGGAUUAUGUUUGUGGGACAGAUGGAGUUACCUAUGAUAAUGAAUGUUUCCUGAAGGAAUCAUCCUGUAAAAACCAUCAAUUCAUCACUGUAGCAUACAAAGGUCAUUGCGAUAUGUGCAAAAAUGUUGAAUGUAAAAACGGUGAACAUUGUAAAGCAGGUGAAUGUGUUUGUCCUACGGAUUGUUCGGAGAGUGGAAUGGAACCUGUUUGUGCGUCAAAUAUGAUAACAUAUGCAAAUGAGUGUGAAUUAAAAAAGGUAUCAUGUCUAUUACCAGUGGGUGCUUCACCGUUGAAUGUAAUUUUUUAUGGGGAUUGUCGUGAACGAUUUGCUGUCAUUCCAGAUCCGAAUUCACAACAAACUACAAUAACACCAACUGAUACGAAACCUGCGAUAAAACAUCACCAAACACCUGCUAAAGAACUGUUACCAACGAGUAAGGUCCACGAUACAGAUUUAUCGUCAACGAAACGAGAAGCAUGUCGGGAUAUUCACUGUGAUUUUGAGGCAACUUGUGAGCUAGGACCAGAUAAAUUUCCACGAUGUACAUGUCGAUUCGAUUGUAAUAGUCCAGACGUUGUGGCCAAUAGUAAACCCGUAUGUGCAUCAGAUAUACGCACAUAUCCAUCACUAUGCGCUAUGAAAAUGGAAGCUUGUCAACGUCAAGAGGAACUUCGUCUUAGGCCAUUAGAACUAUGCCAAGGCAUGGAAGUAAAACCUUGCAAUGGUGAAAAUCCAUUAGUAGAUCCAAAUACAGGUAAAGAAUUGGAUUGUGGCAGUGGCCCAAGUCGUCAAGAUUGCCCAUCAGAUAGUUAUUGUCAUCAAACUACACGAUUUGCUCGAUGCUGUCGAAAAACUCAAAAUAUUUAUCCAAAAAGUUGCCAGGAUUCAUGGUACGGAUGUUGCCCGGAUGGUAAAACACCAGCUCAAGGACCGGAUCAUGCAGGAUGUCCGUCACAAUGUGGAUGCCAUCGUUUAGGGUCAUAUGAUGAUACAUGUGAUCCAGAAUCGGGUCAAUGUCAUUGUCGACCUGGAGUCGGUGGAUUAAAAUGUGAUCGAUGCGAGCCUGGUUAUUGGGGUUUACCAAAAAUAUCAGUUGGUCAUCAUGGCUGUUUACCUUGUGGAUGCUCCACAUUUGGCUCCGUUCGAGAUGAUUGCGAACAAAUGACCGGUCGUUGUGUUUGCAAGCCAGAUAUUCAAGGACAAAAAUGUACGGUAUGUACAAGUCACGAUAAAGUCUUAGGACCAAAUGGAUGUGUUGCAGUGGAUCGUACAACUCCCCCGCCAUCUUCUUGCAAAGAAUUAAAUUGUCAUUUUGGUGCAAUUUGUACGGACCGUCGUGGACUUGCCAUUUGCGAGUGUCACUCAGAAUGUGAUAAUGAAACACCGGGAGCGCAACAAGUUGUCUGUGGAAGUGAUGGACAAACUUAUGAGUCUGAGUGUCAACUUCGUUUAGUAGCAUGCCGCCACCAACGCGAUAUUGUUGUUUACGCGUUUGGACCAUGCUCAGGUACAGAUUGGCCAGUCGCACAUUAUACACAGAUGCAAUACACGCAACCGGAUGAGCCACAUUAUCCGCUAUCGAAAUACACCCGGCAUUUAUUAACACCCGAAUCAAAAUAUUACUAUGCAAGACAUUCGUUAAGUACCGGACAUUGGGAAACACCACGAGACACUCCAACAAAUAUUAUUACGGGAAUCAACUUUAAUGCACAUGCUUAUCGUCCAACACCGGCCACAGUUAGAGUAAUAACCGCAUUAUUGGGCGAUUUAUGUACGAACGAUACCGACUGUUUCAUCGUGAACAGUGUAUGCAUUGGAGGAGCAUGUACUUGCAAAGAUGGAUUUGUACAAACUGCUGAUCGUCAAGAAUGCCUAGCAAAUUCGAUAUCAUUAACAACAACGGAAGAAUUUCACGCAUGCGUAUCAUCUCCAUGUCAUGGUGACAGCACAUGCAUUGAUUUACCAUCGUCCACAUUCACGUGUGUGUGUGGGGCCAAUUUUACGGGGCCACAAUGUGAACAAGAAAUGAACAUAAAGUUGAUCGAAACACCGUCCUUUGAUGGUAUGUCAUACAUAAAAUUACGUACCAUCAAGGCGUACCAUAAAGUCAACAUUGAGAUACAAUUUAAGAGCUACACGGAUGAUGCGAUACUUUUGUACAAUCAACAACAUACAGAUGGCAGUGGUGAUUUUAUAUCGUUGGCACUAAUUAAUGGUCAUGUGGAAUUUAGAUACAAUUUAGGUAAUGGUAUCGUAAAAAUAACGUCUUUAAAGAAAAUCGAAAAAGGGCAAUUUCAUCAUGUUGUCGUAAAAACGUACCAUCGUGAUGGAAUGCUAAAAAUUGACGAUAACGAAGAAGUUGCUGGACAUUCCACUGGAAAAUUACGAGCAUUAGAUUUGAAGGACGAUGCAUUUAUUGGAUUUAUUCCAACAAAUAAUACAAGAAUUUAUAAAAAUAUUGGCACGAAAAAUGGAUUUAUGGGUUGUAUACAACGUUUGAAGAUCAAUCAUCGAAUUAUCGAUGUUCAUCCGACCAAGGAUGAGUAUGUGAUUGGUGUAUCCGGAAUUACGGAAUGUAGGGAUAAUUAUUGUUCGAAAUUACCAUGCAAAAAUGGUGGUACAUGUUUUUCUAUCCCAAAUAAUCAUCGACGUUAUGUUUGUAAUUGCUUAAGUAAUUAUACCGGAGAACACUGUGAAACGCAUAUCAGUCCAUGUGCGUCGAAUCCUUGUUUAAACGGUGGCAUUUGUGAAGUCUUACCCAACGAUCAAUACUAUUGUAAAUGCUUACCGGGGCACACAGGCGAGAAAUGCGAUCAAGCGGAUAUCGAAGCUAAAUUUGCAUUAAUAUCCGUACCAGAAUUCAAUGGUACCGCUUACAUUCAGUAUCCACGCCUGGAAAAUGUUAAAAAAUCAUUAUCAGCUGAAAUUUGGAUACAACCGUACACUCCAAACGGUCUAAUAUUUUAUACGGCUCAACAUGGUAAAAAUAGCGGUGGGGAUUUUGUAGCUUUAAAUUUAGUACAUGGACAUGUACAGUUUCGUUUUAAUUUAGGAAGUGGAAUUUGUAAUAUCACGUCAAAAGAUAAACUAAAAAUGUAUCAUUGGUAUCGGAUCAAAGUUCAUCGAUACAAUCGUGACGGAUAUUUACAAAUUGAUAAUGGUACUAUUUUAAAAGGAUCUUCGGGUCCUUUAUUAGGAGAAUUAAAUUUAGAUCUUCCCUUUUAUAUUGGUGGUUUACCAAACUUUUCGGAAAUAAAUCGAUUAGCUGGUGCGACCAAAGGUUUUCGUGGUGCAAUUCAACGGAUUAUCUUGAAUGGAAAAGAAUUGAACAUAUUACAAGCACAAUAUAAGUGCAAAACAAAUUUAAAACAUAUCAACAUGUCUGCAUUAACAACCUGUAAAAUAUAUCACAUGAACUAUUACGAUGGACCUCCAUGCUCCAAAAAAGAUUAUCCAUGUUAUCAUGGUGGCAUUUGCGUUCCUGUUUUCAACGAUUAUGUUUGUCAUUGUAAAGAAAAUCGUCUUGGAAGAAAUUGUGAAAUUGGUCCAGAUAUCAGUAAAAAAUCAAUAAAAUUCACUGGACACAACUUUUUACAUUAUCGAGGACGUAAACCAAGUGAUCAAUUUACUAACUCGAAUCAAACUGAUACUGAUGAGGAUGAUUUCGACGAUUUCAUCGACGAUUAUUUCGAAGAGUAUAAAAUUGAUGAACAAAACAAUAUCGAUGAACAUGAUAAUUUCAACUAUGAUCUUUUCACUGGGCGAAAGGGUGAACGUGGUAAUAAAUUUGAAAUAAUUUUACGUACAUUUCAUUCAGAUGGUUUAGUUUUAUGGCGUAGUAAAAAUCGAAAUCCAUAUAAUUAUUUGGCAAUAGCGAUUGUUGAUGGAUAUCCAGAAUUUAGUUAUAUUCUGGGAAAGCAAACGGAUUUCUGGUCGGUGAGAUCACAAACUCGAAUAAACGAUGGUGCUUGGCAUACGAUUACUGUACGCCGCCAAAAACGUGUUGGACAUAUCUCAGUAGAUGGUUCGGUUGCCGAACGUGGUGUUUCUUGGCCGGGUGAAAUAUAUUUCACAGCAAAUCCAAAAAUUUGGCUUGGUGGAGCACCAAAUCUACCAAGUGGGUUACCCCAAUCAUAUCAUGAAGGCUUUAAAGGGUGUAUUCAAAGUGUCAAAGUGAAUAAUAAUUAUUUGAAUUUAAUGAAAACACCGAGUCCAUUGCAAUAUUGUCACGAAAAUGAAGUGUAAUUGUAUUAUAUAUAUAAAUAUUUAUAUUUAUUUUAACCAUAGACGUAGAGAAUGAACAGCACGAUCCAAAAAAAAAAAAACUGAACCUUGUUGUCUGUAGUUUAUAUUAUUCUCGUCAAUUUGUCCAUUUUCUAAGUCUAUGAUUUUCCACAAACACACAAAAACUAUGAGGGUUCUAUUAAUUCCGAGUAUCUACUAAAAUUUGAUGAACGUUUUGAAAAAUUGCUGUCAGUUUUCAUCGAAUUUCAAAUUCGAUUUAAACUUAUAAAAAAUUUAGACUGAGAACUAUUUUCGAUGGAUGCAUUUUUUAUUCUGUUUAAUUAGCGAUCGAAAAUACCCCAUUAAUCAGGAUCUAACUCCCAGAGCCAUCUUUACCCGGAGAAGCAAGGGCGCAGGGCCUACUUACACCUACUUACACAAUAUUUUUUUACAAAAAUUAGUAUAAAAAGGGUGCCAGAUAUGUUUACGAAGACAAAAAAAUAAAAAGAGAAACCCACAACCUGAUAAAAAAGUCCGAUUCAAAUUUCCAAUUCAUUCCGAUUGAAUUAUGAUUCAAUCCAAUAGAACCCAGUAUCAAAUCUCCAAUUCGAUUCCAUUUAUGAAUUGGUACCAAUUGAAAUUUCCGAUUAGUUCUAUUGGAUUGUAUCGGAAUAUAAUCGGAAUUUCAUUUCAAUUGAAUUUCGAUUCAAAAUUAUAAUUGGUUUUAAUUGGAAUGAAUCGGAAAUUUUUUUAAAUUGAAUCCUAUUCAGUCUGAUUGGUUGAAUUGGACAUUUUAUGAACGGGGAAUCAUGGUUCCUAUAUUUGAAAUAUCGGCCAGUCUUUACGAUUUCAUACCAUCAAAAAUAAAAAAUACGGCCCAAAAUUUAUAGGUUUCAAACAAUAUUUCGAUAAAAUUGAUUCCUACGUUUAUACUUCGAGGAGCAAAAUAUUGAAAAUUCAUGGCAGAUAAUAAACCUUGGCUACAAAUGAAUUUUACGAAAACAUUGCCUAAUUGAUAAUUUUUUUUUAAUUUGGUAGA
Messenger RNA from Chrysoperla carnea, 6571 nucleotides. RefSeq names its product agrin-like. The record is from RefSeq and is a predicted model, not a curated record. Bases 181 to 5553 code for a protein of 1790 amino acids. Lineage: Eukaryota; Metazoa; Arthropoda; Insecta; Neuroptera; Chrysopidae. Gene Ontology annotation, molecular function: protein binding; calcium ion binding. Gene Ontology annotation, biological process: cell differentiation; multicellular organism development. The transcript has 23 exons.